Molecule: messenger RNA, 2116 nt
Organism: Mytilus trossulus (common blue mussel)
Lineage: Eukaryota; Metazoa; Mollusca; Bivalvia; Mytilida; Mytilidae
Product: homeobox protein PKNOX2-like
Exons: 11
Coding region: 285-1592 (435 amino acids)
Biological process (GO): regulation of transcription by RNA polymerase II
Molecular function (GO): RNA polymerase II cis-regulatory region sequence-specific DNA binding
Source: RefSeq, a predicted model, not a curated record
CCAAUGGGAUGUGCUAAUCAUCAUAAAUCAAAUCUAAUUAAGACGACUCCUAAAUUAAAUUCAUUGUGCAACAUUUUUGUACAAUGUAAUUAAACAAUUUACAUUAAAUUACUGCAAAAACAAUGUGUACUUUAAUGAAUUACUAUGUAAAAAGUGUUAAAAAGUGGAGUUUACGUCAAUGUCACGUGGUUUUGUGGGCAGUGUCGGCAAAUUGAUGCCCGCCAUUUUGACGAAGAGUGACAACGUCUAGAAGCGAGGGUAAACUGUCAAUUAUAUGGGUGUAGAUGAUGUCUGUGUUACCACCCGAUAUUUCACAGUACACAGGAGUUAAUCUGUUAGCAGCCAUUGUCACAACAGCAGGAAUACAAGAAUGUGAUGGAAAUGAAACAACAAAGAGCAGUUCAGAAACAGAGGAUGAGAAAAAGGCUAUUUAUAGCCAUCCCUUAUUUCCAUUGUUAGUGUUGUUAUUUGAGAAAUGUGAGCAGGCCUCACAGUCAGCUGAUUGUCCAAGUUCUGACAGUUUUGAUAUUGACAUACAGUCCUUCGUACAACGACAAGAGAAAGACCGUAAACCUUUUUUCAGUGAAGACCCAGAUUUAGAUAAUUUGAUGGUCAAAGCUAUUCAGGUAUUGAGGAUUCAUCUGUUAGAAUUAGAGAAAGUGAACGAAUUGUGUAAAGACUUCUGUAAUCGAUACAUAAAUUGUCUAAGAGGAAAACUUCAAAGUGAACAAUUGUUAAAAGUGGAAUCCGACUUUGACGAUUCUGAUGUUGGUUCACCACCACCUUCAGGUACAAAGAAUGUACCGAUAGCACCGAAUUUAACAUCUACAGCCAACAAUGUCAUGUUAGGACAGACAGUGUCUCCAGCCUCUGUGUCAAUGCCACAGUUAGGUCCAGGUCAGAUUAUGUCUGGUGGCACGAUAUAUCAAAUGGUCCACACCCCACAAGGCUUAGUGGCUCAACCAAUACAGUUUCAACAAGCAGCAUCAAAUCCAGUCCAGGUUCAUGGUGGCACACCAAUGUCACAGAUUGGUGUCAAUUCUGUUACACCAGCAUCAAGUGCAGGUGCUUUGUCAGCAUUAGCAGGUCAUUUAAGUUCUGAUGACGAAGAUGGUAGUGACAAAAAGAAGAGUAAACGAGGAGUUUUACCAAAGUCAGCAACUCAAGUGAUGAAAUCCUGGUUAUUCCAACAUAUUGUUCAUCCAUAUCCAACAGAAGAUGAAAAAAGACAGAUUGCUAAUCAAACUAACCUUACUUUAUUACAAGUAAAUAAUUGGUUUAUAAAUGCUAGAAGAAGAAUACUUCAGCCAAUGCUAGAGGCCAGCAAUCCAGAACAAGUCAAAACAAAAAAGUCCAAACCUCAAACACGACCAUUACAACGAUUCUGGCCGGAGAGUCUGGCCAAUCUCCAGCCACAGAUUGCUCCUGCCAUUAUGUCAAUAGCCUCUAUACAAUCAGCAGAAGAAAAACCAGGUUUCAAAGAUAUGAACAGUAAUAGUGAAAAGACAGACGACACAGAAACAGGAAACCAGUCAUUGUCUCCUGUUCCGGUAACAGACAACACAGCACUGACAAUUGAUGAUAAUUCAUAGCAUUUGUUUGUAUAGAUUCUGGUUAAACAUUGGAAUCUGUCUGGUUUUGUAUUGUAAAAAAAUUACUGAUUCAGUUAAUACCGGCAUGUAAAUGCUUUGUAAUUUGCCAUUUCAGAAACUAAAGAUUUAUUGUUGAAUUCAUUAUUUGAAACCAAAACAAAAGAACCAUCAUGAAGAAUAUUGUUCACCAAUCAUAAAUAUUAUGUCUUUUUAAAAAAUACUUUUAACCAAUCAUACUCUAUACCAUUUUAAAGGACAUAGUCAACCAAUUAUAAUCAUUGUAAAGGGCAAUACUAAUUUGGUAUUUUUACACAGAAAAUAUGGCUUAGAUUCUGAAAUGGCAAAGUUCUGUUACCUUUGGUUUAUGAUACAUAGAAAGUAAAAACUUCCCCAACCCUUCCAAUGUAAAUAUCUAAUGCAUUAAUGAUUUGUUUGUUAAGUAGCUUUGUUUUGGAAAAGAGCAAAAUUGGUUUUAACAUUUUCUGUAGGUGAGUUUGUUUUAAAAUCUCUGUUUUGCUUUUAAA